Messenger RNA from Alternaria rosae, 1044 nucleotides. Its product is annotated as beta-lactamase/transpeptidase-like protein. NCBI's taxonomy places the organism in Eukaryota, Fungi, Ascomycota, Dothideomycetes, Pleosporales, Pleosporaceae. The transcript has a single exon. Bases 72 to 908 code for a protein of 278 amino acids. The record is from RefSeq and is a predicted model, not a curated record.
ACACCACGCCGAUCACCUUGAGGCAAGCGUUGUACCAAUGUACUAGCUGAUAGAAGACUGACCGAAUCAGGAUGCUUCUGAGUCACACAAAUGGCCAUGAGUAUGACUGGCUCAACCCUGAUCUCACGAAGUGGCGUGCAAGCCGCGGAGAGACCCCGUCGUGUGGACCGACUGUUGAAGAGAAACACACUCUACCGCUUCUGUACGAGCCAGGCAACAGCUUCAAAUAUGGCCCUGGAUCAGACUGGGCAGGUAAGCUCAUCGAGAAAGUGUCAGGAAAGAGACUUGAUGCUGUCGUGAAGGAGAAGAUUUGGGAUCCUCUUGGCAUAGACGACAUCAGCUUUUUCCCAAAGGAGAGAUCCGAUAUGAAAGAUCGCAUGGCGAACAUCAGCACGCUGAAUGAGCAGGGUGAAGGACCGGCGGUAGAUGCUGGCGGGUUCGACGUCUUCGUCGAUGCCACAGACUGUCUGGGAGGUGUGGGUGCUUUCGCGAGCGCAGAGGCCUACUUUACCUUUCUCCAAUCCGUCUUGAAGCACGACCCCAAACUAUUGAAAGAGAACUCUUGGAAUGAACUUUUCAAACCGCAGCUCGAUGAGGGGUGCAAGAAGGAGCUCAACGACUACCUCAAGUCCUCACCUCUGCAUACGCAGCUUCUGGGUAUGGGUUUGCCUAUGAAUAUCGAGAAGCAAUGGUCGUUUGCUGGAAUGAUCGCAGAGCAAGGUCAGGAAGGACGUAUGAAUGCCGGGACAUUCUUCUGGGGCGGCGUUCCUAGUUUGACUUGGUAUCUCGACUUCGAAGCUGGGGUCUGCGGUGUGGCGUUCUGCCAGGUUAUCCCGCCGAUGAGCCCGCGCAUAUUGGAACUGCAUGGAUUGUUUCAGAGGGCAAUGCAUGAGAAGGUGGCGGCCUGAUGACUUGAAGUAUGUUGGAUGAGGGGUUGAGUGGCACAAUGCAGACUGUCGGGCAUAUCGCGAAGGCAAUGGAUGGUCUGUGCGCUUAUCGAUAGCCAGUAAGCCACGCAUGUCACUUUCCGAGCUAGUCCGAAGG